Molecule: messenger RNA, 639 nt
Organism: Coprinopsis cinerea okayama7#130
Lineage: Eukaryota; Fungi; Basidiomycota; Agaricomycetes; Agaricales; Psathyrellaceae
Product: cellobiohydrolase I-I
Exons: 1
Coding region: 1-639 (212 amino acids)
Biological process (GO): carbohydrate metabolic process
Molecular function (GO): hydrolase activity, hydrolyzing O-glycosyl compounds
Source: RefSeq, a predicted model, not a curated record
AUGUUCAGCAAAGUCGCCCUCACCGCUCUCUGCUUCCUCGCCGUCGCACAGGCCCAACAGGUCGGUCGCGAGGUCGCCGAAAACCACCCCCGUCUCCCAUGGCAGCGCUGCACUCGCAACGGUGGAUGCCAGACUGUCUCCAACGGUCAGGUCGUCCUCGACGCCAACUGGCGAUGGCUCCAUGUCACCGACGGCUACACCAACUGCUACACCGGUAACGCCUGGAACAGCUCCGUCUGCUCCGACGGUGCUACCUGCGCCCAGCGAUGCGCUCUCGAAGGUGCCAACUACCAACAAACCUACGGUAUCACCACCAGCGGAGACGCCCUCACCAUCAAGUUCCUCACGCGUUCCGAGCAAACCAACAUCGGUGCUCGUGUCUACCUCAUGGAGAACGAGGACCGAUACCAGAUGUUCAACCUCCUCAACAAGGAGUUUACCUUCGACGUUGACGUCUCCAAGGUUCCUUGCGGUAUCAACGGUGCCCUCUACUUCAUCCAGAUGGACGCCGAUGGUGGCCUGAGCUCUCAGCCUAACAACAGGGCUGGUGCAAAGUACGGUACCGGCUACUGUGACUCUCAGUGCCCUCGUGACAUCAAGUUCAUUAACGGCGAGGUAUGUUAUUGUCGAGACUCCUGA